GGUCGCACACGCGGGCAAACCCGGAAGUCUUCUGCAGCGAGUUUUCUGGUUCUGUCUGUGCUCUUCUUUUAGACGCUAUACUCACAAUUGCCAGUCGCAAUAACUGCUUGUUAAUAAUAAUUUGGCUUCGGGGUGAUUUUUCGUGAUGGAUGAUACAGUUUUAAGUUUGAAAACACAGCUGUUGGAAAAAGAGAGCGAGAUUGUAGCUUUAAAGAAGAAACUUGCUCAGUUGGAAAAGGGAAACUCAGUAUUAACAGAGUUACAGGAGAAAGUUAUCAAUCUCCCACCGCUGAAAUCAAACACAGCGCUGAACAAUGAAGACAUCAUGAGAUACAGCAGACAGCUUCUCCUGCCAGAACUGGGGGUUAAAGGUCAGGUUGCCAUCAGUAAUGUGUCGGUUCUGGUUGUGGGAUGUGGAGGUUUAGGUUGUCCUGUGGCUCAGUAUCUGGCUGCAGCUGGAGUAGGACGUUUGGGUCUGUUGGACUAUGAUGUGGUGGAGCUGAGUAACCUGCACAGACAGGUGCUUCAUACAGAACUGACUCAGGGUCAGCCUAAAGCCCUGUCUGCCGCCCAGGCCAUCAGCAGGCUGAACUCCAGGGUUCAGUGUGUCCCAUAUCACCUCCAGCUCUCCAGAGAGAAUGCCCUACAGCUCAUUCAACAGUAUGACAUUGUGGCCGACUGCUCAGACAACGUUCCUACACGUUACCUUGUGAAUGAUGCCUGUGUUCUGACCGGCAGGCCUUUGGUGUCAGCGAGUGCUUUACGAAUGGAAGGACAGCUGACAGUGUACAACUGUAGAGGAGGGCCGUGUUACAGGUGUCUGUACCCCGCACCACCUCCUCCUGAGACCAUCACCAACUGCUCUGAUGGAGGGGUUCUGGGAGUGGUGCCUGGAAUAAUGGGUUGCCUUCAAGCAUUGGAAGUUCUGAAAAUUGCGUCCGGUCAAGGAUCCUCAUUUGAGAAGCAGCUGUUGAUGUUUGAUGGUCAGGAGGGGCGUUUCCGCUCCAUACGGCUGCGGCCCAAGCAGGCCGAGUGUGCGGUGUGUGGAGAGACGCCCACGGUGACUGAGCUCCAGGACUAUGAGCAGUUCUGUGGCUCCGCUGCGACGGAUAAGUGUCGAAGACUGAAUCUUCUAACCAAAGAACAGAGAGUCUCUGUGCAGGAGUACAAAGCCAUUUUAGACAGCUCAGCCCCUCAUCUCCUCCUUGAUGUUCGACCCAAAGUAGAGGUGGACAUUUGCCAUCUGCCAAUCUCAAUCAAUAUUCCACUUUCUAGUUUAGAGAAUAAGAAGACUGAGCACCUCACACUUUUAAAAGAUACAGUUAGCGACCUGAAACAGCAGAUGAGCAUCAAAUCUCAAGUGCCAGUGUUUGUGGUUUGCAAACUUGGCAAUGACUCCCAGAAGGCUGUUCAGCUGCUGGAGAAAAUGUCUGGAGAAGAAGUUGAUCAGAUCGCUGUGAAGGACGUCGUGGGAGGACUGAUGGCCUGGGCUAACAAGAUAGACCCCUCUUUUCCUCAAUAUUGACUCUCAUUAAUAAUUAUCUGUAUUCAUGUAGUUAACGAAAGAAAUAAAGUUGAAAUGAUUUUACAUAAUCAAUGUACUUGUAUUUUAUUAAUUUUAUUAUUGGUAUGAAUUUUCAUGGGACCUCACCACCCCCUGCCUUUUGUUGUUUAAUGUAUAUUUUAAUGUGUGUAAUGUAAUCAAACUGGUUUCUUUAUUUAUACUAAUUCUAGUAAUAGUUAUUCUUAUUCUGUACCUUUAAUUUUAUACUAAGAUUUAUCAUAUUUAUCUUAUUACUAAGUUGUCAUUAUCGCUUGAUACAUUUUAUACAGCACAUGGCUGUAGCGAUACAUUUUUUUUUUUCAAAAACAAACUAUACCUUUUGGAAUAUAUAUUUAAAUAAUGUAUAAUAUAAACAAAAUAAAGAGAUCAGACAAGUUAUUAUUAUAUAUAUAUAUUUUUUUAGAUCAGCCAUGAAUAAGCCAUUUUGCAUCACAAAUGUUUACGAAUCAUGACAAGACAAACUAAUAUAUGAAUUUUAAAAGAUGACCUUGUUCAAAAGUUAAACAUAGGUCUAUGUAAUUAUUUGAAUGGGGUCGUUUGUAAUCUGUGAUUGUGAUGUAUGUUAUUGUGAAAUAGAUUGGGGUAAUAAACUAAACAAAACACA
Messenger RNA from Carassius auratus (goldfish), 2168 nucleotides. RefSeq names its product molybdenum cofactor synthesis 3 (gene mocs3). The record is from RefSeq and is a predicted model, not a curated record. Lineage: Eukaryota; Metazoa; Chordata; Actinopteri; Cypriniformes; Cyprinidae. Gene Ontology annotation, cellular component: cytosol; cytoplasm. The transcript is spliced from 13 exons. Gene Ontology annotation, biological process: tRNA wobble position uridine thiolation; protein urmylation. Bases 146 to 1525 code for a protein of 459 amino acids. Gene Ontology annotation, molecular function: thiosulfate-cyanide sulfurtransferase activity; URM1 activating enzyme activity; adenylyltransferase activity.